Molecule: messenger RNA, 1218 nt
Organism: Larimichthys crocea (large yellow croaker)
Lineage: Eukaryota; Metazoa; Chordata; Actinopteri; Sciaenidae
Gene: pnx
Product: posterior neuron-specific homeobox
Exons: 2
Coding region: 498-1100 (200 amino acids)
Biological process (GO): regulation of transcription by RNA polymerase II
Cellular component (GO): nucleus
Molecular function (GO): RNA polymerase II cis-regulatory region sequence-specific DNA binding; DNA-binding transcription factor activity, RNA polymerase II-specific
Source: RefSeq, a predicted model, not a curated record
AUCUCAUAAACUUGUUAGUGGGCUUCUAAUUAAACCGCAGUGCUUUGUGGGGGAUGUGUCUCUAUGGAAACCAGGACACAGAGACAGAAACUUUCUCUUUGAUGAGUCCAUCAAUUAGCAUCACAAGCCGCGUUCACGUGUCCGAGCAGCGGAACAUCUCACGUCUGCAAAUAAUGACACGGCGAGCACAAAGAGAAACACGGAGGCAGAGAAAGGAGCCACACUUUAACCAGAUGCACGGCAAUAAAUAACCGGCUCAGCGGGGCCCCGGUGCUGGGGGGGCAUUUACAUUCUGAAGUGCCCGCACCGUGGGGGGGUCCCACGGGCCCGGAGCGUGUCUGCGCGUCCGCACAGGACACACAGAGGCUGCGAUUGUUUCAGGGCUUCAUUUGUAACUUUGUGAAUGAAAUGUAAAUGUCCGAGGCGUGUGCUGAGCUCUGUAUAUAAGAGAGCCCGGAGAGGAGCCCAGGCACCGACACCGACACAGCACAGCCGACAUGCAGCCACACGCAGCCAAGGCACCGCGCAGCCACAGGACGCCUUUCUCUGUGGAGGAUAUUCUGGACCCAACGAAGUUCACACGGAGAAUGAUCCGAGCUGAGGAGCCAGCAGGAGCUUCUACUCUCAGAUCUGAGCGCGGGGAGCAGCAGCAGCAUCCGCCGGCAGGUGGAGGCUGCAGCCCGGAGGAGGAGGAGGAGGAGGAGGAGGAGGAGGCAGCUCCGUGUCCGGGGAAGAUCCAGAGAUCGAAAGCAAAGAGCCGCCGCAUCCGCACCGCCUUCACCCUGGAGCAGCUGCAGAUCCUGGAGCGCAGCUUCCAGAGGUGCCACUACCUGUCGGUGCUGGAGCGGCACAGCAUCUCCUCGGCUCUGCGCCUCUCCGAGACUCAGGUGAAGAUCUGGUUCCAGAACAGACGCACCAAGUGGAAGAAGGAGCGGCUCCAGGGGAAGGAGGCAGAGGAGGAGCACGGCUUCUUCUCCUCCUCCUCACACCCUGCGCUCCUCUCAUCCCUCCCUUACAGACCUGUGUACUGCCAGCAGCGCGCUCCGCUCCAGAUGUUUGCGCCACUGCAGCUGGUGCCGUUUCAUCAUUACUACACAUGAUGCGUAAAUACGCACAGAGACAUAAUGAAGCCCAGCAGCAUCUCCAGAGGAAGCGUCUGCAGACUGAGUUCAGAGAUAUUUUAAUGUAAUUAUAACUUAUUUUGAUAAACAUUUUUAU